GUGGUCGUUGAUCGUGGACGAGGUGCUUAUAUCGUUAUACACUCUGAGGGCAAGUUACCAACUUGAAGAUGAUUGUAGCCAUAGCGUUAGUCCUGGUCACAUUCCACCUAAGCGACGCUCAAUUAAACAUUGGCACAGCUGGAAAUGUCUUAAAAAAUACGGAACAUGCGGUCGAAAACACGGGAAAUACCACCGAAGAGACGGCAAAUGAAGAAUUAGGUAGAACCCUACGGCCGUUCGACCCCGCUAGCUUGAAAUUUUCCUACUGGAAUCACAAUCUUGGAAACAAAAAACCCACCGUAUUUACGAUAGGCCAAGAGGAGAAUUUACUCAAGGAUUGGAUACCGGAAGAAGAUCUGAAAGUCGUGAUACACGGUUGGCUUGCAACGAGUCAAGACAUUAAUGGAGUAUUUGCGAUUAAAACGGCGUACCUGAAUGUUACCAAGUUUAACGUUAUAUGUAUGGACUGGAGCGCAAUUAGCAGCAAUCGCUUUUAUCUAAUACCGGCUUUAUCGACGAAGAAAGUGGGCACUUACAUGGCUGAAAUGCUGAAGAACCUGGUUAACCUGGUUAACAAGGGGGGCAGCACUCUCAAAUCGGACAACAUCCACUUGAUUGGCCACAGUCUAGGCGCCCACAUUGCUGGAGCUUGCGGCGCUGCUUUCACUUCGGGCAAAAUCGGCCGAAUAACAGGUUUAGAUCCCGCAGGGCCCGGUUUCGAAUACAUCAUCAUAGUAGACCAUCAGUUGGACAAAACCGACGCCCUUUUUGUGGAUAUUAUUCACACGGCAGCAGGAGGGUUGGGGUAUUCCUCAUCCUUGGGGCACGUGGACUUCUUCCCAAACAAAGGAAGUCGUCCUCAGCCGGGUUGUUACGAUGGAUUGAAUCUGGUUAAAUUUGCACACGCCGCGGGAUGUAGUCACACUAGAGCAUACGAAUUGUAUACCGACUCUGUAUAUCACAUGGAGUCUAUGGUAGCCACAGUGUGUUCAUCGUGGUCCAGUUACGAAAGAGGUGAAUGCAAAAACAAUUCGGAAACGUAUAUGGGACACUACGCGUCACCGAGUGUGAAUGGUAAUUUCUAUUUGCGUACCACAAGCUCUCCUCCAUAUGGGUUAAACCAGAGUGCUGACACAACAACACUUCAAUCGACACGAAAGAACGUUUAACUUUUAAGAUACAUAAUAUAUAUUUAAUCCAAUUAUAAUCGCCAAUGGCCAAUUUUCCAUUAAUCUUAAGUUAUUUUUAUUGAACGGGACUAUCUAACAAUAAUAUUAUAAUGUGUGUUAGUAGGUAUGUUAUAGUUAUUAAUACUAUUUAAGUACUUACAUAAUAUUACGGUUACCUAUUGAGAUAGUUUCA
Messenger RNA from Adelges cooleyi (spruce gall adelgid), 1362 nucleotides. RefSeq names its product lipase member H-B-like. The transcript is spliced from 7 exons. Gene Ontology annotation, molecular function: lipase activity. Bases 69 to 1169 code for a protein of 366 amino acids. The record is from RefSeq and is a predicted model, not a curated record. Lineage: Eukaryota; Metazoa; Arthropoda; Insecta; Hemiptera; Adelgidae. Gene Ontology annotation, biological process: lipid metabolic process.